Molecule: messenger RNA, 1539 nt
Organism: Cataglyphis hispanica
Lineage: Eukaryota; Metazoa; Arthropoda; Insecta; Hymenoptera; Formicidae
Product: protein phosphatase PTC7 homolog
Exons: 5
Coding region: 369-1310 (313 amino acids)
Source: RefSeq, a predicted model, not a curated record
ACGCCAGCGCGCCACGUGACCGCGCACCAAGUCGAUCGUCAACGCCAACCCUUUCGCGUAUCCCAUGUAAUUCAGUAGAUUCAGUGCGGUGUAUGAACGAUAAGUGUGAGGAUCGCGAUCGUGGUCAAUUUUCCAUUAUACAACUUCCUUGGUCACGAGUCUGAGUCUGGAUAGAGUGUAUAAAAAGAGAAAAAGAGAGAGAGAGAGAAUGGCAUCGAGACGGCUGUAAGAGCCGUCUAUUGUGGGACAAUUGAGGAAAACGAAACGAAAAAAAAAACGAGUAAGAAUGCGCGCUGUAAUGUCAAUCUCUCUGGUGCUAGUCGCGUGCUUUUGGUGAGCGCGACAUUCGGUUAGUAUCAUUCCGCGCGAUGCAAUCCAUCUAUUGGACUGGACGACUGCUGUCGCGCGCGCUCUGGAACGGCAUCGCGAGCUGUAGCACCUCGUGCGGCACCGAGCAGCAACCGAACGCGAUCGUCGCGAGCAGCAGCAGCAGACGCCGCGAGGCCUCGUUCAUCUCUGCCGUGUGUGGCUUCCCGAAGGAGCUUGCCCGAAGCCGAAUACGCAAGGGUCAAUUCGGCGACGACGCCUGGUUCACCGCCAAAUUCAGGACGGCCGAAGUCAUAGGUGUAGCUGAUGGUGUUGGAGGAUGGCGACACUAUGGAAUUGAUCCAGGAGAAUUUUCUAAUUUUCUGAUGAGGACUUGUGAGAGGCUGGUCUCUAUGGGUAGAUUCAGACCUACAGAACCAGCCGGCUUAUUAGCACGUAGUUAUUAUGAAUUAUUAGAAAAUAAACAACCAAUACUAGGUAGCAGCACAGCAUGUGUAAUAGUCCUCAAUAAAGAGACAAGCAGCAUUUAUGCUGCUAAUAUAGGAGAUAGCGGCUUUGUAGUUGUACGAAGGGGAGAAGUGGUGCAUCGCUCCUCGGAGCAACAACAUUACUUUAACACUCCCUUCCAAUUGUCGCUUCCUCCUCCAGGACACUCUGAUAUGGUACUUCGCGACAGUCCAGAAUCUGCUGACACUUCGAGUUUCGGCGUUGAGGAUGGCGAUGUAAUCCUUUUGGCAACCGACGGAGUAUUUGAUAAUGUGCCUGACCAGUUGCUAGUCACCGAGAUGCAGAAAAUCGAGGGCGAAAGGGACCCGACAAAGAUACAGUGUGUCGCUAACACGAUAGCGUGGAUGGCACGUCGUUUGGCCUUUGAUGACGCCUUCAUGUCUCCGUUUGCUCAAAGUGCCCGAGAGAAUGGAAUUGAUGCAAUAGGUGGUAAACCAGACGACAUCACGGUGCUUUUAGCAACGGUGGCGAUAUGAUAAAACAAUAAACAACAAGUGUACAAUAGAGCUCCGAUAAUCAUUGUAUUAUAGUCCAUGUCAUUGCGUAUAUGUAUUUAGUUAUACAUCAUUAUAUCAAUCCUUUAUAUUAUAUAUAUACAUAUAUAUAUAUAUACAUAUCUUUAUAUGUAUGUAUGUGUAUGUAUAUACGUAUAUAUAAUUUUAAUCAUUUAUUAUUUAAAUCGAAAUAAAUGGUUUUAUAAAAUCA